Vanrija pseudolonga is the source of this 3940-nucleotide messenger RNA. It is a transcript of the gene RSE1, whose product is annotated as Pre-mRNA-splicing factor RSE1. NCBI's taxonomy places the organism in Eukaryota, Fungi, Basidiomycota, Tremellomycetes, Trichosporonales, Trichosporonaceae. Gene Ontology annotation, biological process: mRNA splicing, via spliceosome. The transcript is spliced from 5 exons. Gene Ontology annotation, cellular component: U2 snRNP; nucleus. The record is from RefSeq and is a predicted model, not a curated record. Gene Ontology annotation, molecular function: protein binding; U2 snRNA binding. The coding region runs from base 57 to 3707 and encodes 1216 amino acids.
UCGACCUCGACUUCGACCUCCAACCCCUCAUCCAACUCGAAAACGCGAGGCGCAUCAUGCACCUCCUCAACCUCACGCUCCAGCCACCAACGGCCGUCACCUCGGCCGUCGUCGGCUCGUUUUCGGGCAAGGGGCAGGAGAUCCUCGCCGUUCGAGGCAGCACCAGACUCGAGUUCUUGAAGCUCAACCCGUCGACUGGUCGCCUUGACUCAAUCUGCAGCUCAGAAGCAUUUGGAAACGUCCGCGAUGUCAAGGCCUUCCGCCUCGCAGGCAUGUCCAAGGACUACAUUGUGCUCUCGUCCGACUCUGGACGGCUGUCGAUCCUCGAGCUCGUCAUCACCCCCACGCCGCACUUUGAGAGCCUGUAUCAGGAGGUGUACGGCAAGUCUGGCAGCAGGCGUACCGUCCCCGGCCAGUUCCUCGCCGUCGACCCCAAGGGCCGCGCGGCGAUGUACGCGGCCGUGGAAAAGUCCAAGCUGGUGUACAUUCUCAACCGCAACUCGGAGGGCAAGCUGUUCCCAUCGUCGCCGCUCGAGGCGCACAAGAACCACUCGAUCCUCACCGACCUGGUUGCGUGCGACACGGGCUACGACAACCCCAUGUUUGCUGCCCUCGAGCUCGACUACACCGAGUCGGACCAGGACCCGACGGGCGACGCGUUCCGCCAGACAGAAAAAUACCUGACGUUCUACGAGCUCGACCUCGGCCUCAACCACGUCGUGCGCAAGUGGAGCGAGCCGACCGACAGGAGAGCCAACCUCCUUGUGCAGGUGCCAGGCGGCCAGAACGCCAACACGGACAAGUUUGAUGGCCCGUCAGGCGUUCUUGUGUGUACCGAGGACCAUGUGAUCUGGAAACACAUGGAUGCCGAGGCGCACCGUGUCCCGAUUCCGCGUAGGAGGAACGCGCUCGCCCAGCGCGGAGAGAGCAGCCGCGGGCUGAUUAUCGUCGCCGCCGUCACGCACAAGAUCAAGGGCGCGUUCUUCUUCCUCCUCCAGUCGGAAGACGGCGACCUGUACAAGGCGUGGAUCGAGCACGAGGGCGAGGACGUGCGCGCGCUCAAGAUCAAGUACUUUGACACGGUGCCCGUGGCCACCGCCCUGUGUAUCCUCAAGAGCGGAUACCUGUUUGUUGCGAGCGAGUUUGGCGACCAGAACUUUUACCAGUUCCAGAGCCUGGCCGAGGACGACGGCGAGCAGGAGUGGUCGUCGACGGAUUACCCAGACUUUGGCAACACCGAGGGCCCGCUGCCAUACGCCUUCUUCAACCCCCGCCCGCUGCAAAACUUGAUUCAGGCCGAGACGCUGACGUCGUUGGAUCCUAUCCUCGACGCGCAGGUCGUCAACCUGCUCGGCCACGCGUCCGACACGCCGCAGAUCUACGCCGCGUGCGGCCGCGGACCACGGAGUACCUUCCGUUCGCUCAAGCACGGCCUCGACGUCAACGUCCUCGUGAGCUCGCCGCUGCCCGGUGUGCCCAACGCGGUGUGGACCCUCAAGCUCGGUGAGGACGACGAGUACGACUCGUACAUUAUUCUGUCGUUCCCCAACGGCACGCUCGUGCUGUCGAUUGGUGACACGAUCGAGGAAGUCAACGACACGGGCUUCUUAUCAUCUGGGCCCACACUUGCCGUGCAGCAGCUGGGCCCCAAUGGCCUCUUGCAGGUCCACCCUCAUGGCCUCCGGCACAUCCGCGCUGCUGACAGAGUUGACGAGUGGGGCUGCCCACCCGGAACGUCCAUCGUCGCGGCGACGACCAACAAGCGCCAGGUGGUCAUUGCGCUCAACACGGCCGAGCUGGUCUACUUUGAGCUCGACGAGGAGGGAUCUCUCAGCGAGUACCAGGAGAAGAAGAGCCUGCCUUCCAACGUGACGUGUGUGAGCAUUGCCGAGGUGCCAGAGGGCAGGAAGCGCACGCCGUACCUCGCUGUUGGGUGUGACGACCAGCGAGUGCACAUCAUUUCGUUGGAGCCCGACGACACGCUCGAGACGCUCUCGCUGCAGGGUCUCACAGCGCCCCCGUCCGACAUCUGCCUGGCCGAGAUCUUUGACACGUCGAUCGACAAGAACCGCCCCACAAUGUUCCUGUCGAUUGGCCUUGUCAACGGUGUGCUCUUGCGCACGGUCGUUGACCCCGUUGACGGCUCGCUGUCCGACACGCGCCUGCGAUUCCUCGGUGCCAAGCCGAUCAAGAUUGCCCGCUCGACUGUCCACGGCUCGCCAUGUGUCAUGGCCUUCUCGUCGCGUACCUGGCUGCUGUACACCUACCAGGACCUCCUGCAGACGCAGCCCCUGAUCUACGACAUGCUCGAGUACGCGUGCAGCCUGAACGCCAGCAUGUGCCCCGACGGUCUGAUCGGCAUCUCGGGCAACACGCUACGCAUCUUCACCAUUCCCAAGCUGGGCGAGAAGCUCAAGCAGGACUCGACCCCCUUGAGCUACACACCCCGCAAGCUUAUCGGAUACCCUUACGGCAACGUGUUCUACUCGAUUGAGGCCGACCACCGGACAUAUUCUCCUCAGGCCAUUGAGCGGAUAGUGCGCGAGAAGGAGGCACAGGGCGACCGCGUCGACCGGUCAUUGUUAGACCUGCCAGCAGAGGAGUUUGGACGGCCCCGUGCGCCGGCUGGAAACUGGGCGUCAUUGAUUCGCAUUGUUGAUCCCUUGGAAACAUCAACAGUACAGACGAUUGAACUGGACGAGAACGAGGCGGCGUUCUCGGCUGCGGUGUGCUUCUUCGAGCGGAUGAAUGGAGAGCCGACGUUGGUGGUCGGCACGGCAGUGGGCACGACGCUCGUCCCCAAGUCGUGCAAGGAGGGAUGGCUGCGCGUGUACGCCAUCAAGAACGAGGGACGGACACUCGAGUUCUUGCACAAGACCAAGACGGACGACAUCCCCAUCGCUGUCGCGGCGUUCCAGGGCUUCCUGCUUGCGGGUGUCGGCAAGUCACUGCGCCUGUACGAGGCGGGUAAGAAGGCGCUGCUCCGCAAGUGCGAGAACAAUGGCUUCCCUACCGGCGUUGCCACGAUCAACGUCAUUGGCGCGCGUAUCAUUGUUGGCGACUUGCAGGAGUCGACCUUCUUCUGCGUGUACCGCUCAGUACCAACGCGUCAGCUGCUCAUCUUUGCCGACGACGGCCAGCCACGAUGGCUGACAUCGGUCGUGUCGAUCGACUACGACACGGUGGCGUGCGCCGACAAGUUUGGCAACGUCUUCAUCAACCGCCUGGAUGAGCGCAUCUCGGAGAAGGUUGACGACGACCCGACCGGCGCGGGCAUCCUGCACGAGAAGGGCUUCCUGAUGGGUGCGGCGAACAAGACGGACAUGAUUGCCCACUAUAACGUUGGCAGCAUUGUGACGUCGUUGACAAAAGUGUCGGUCGCCCCUGGUGGUCGCGACGUGAUUGUCUACACGACCAUCUCUGGUGCUGUCGGCGCGCUCAUUCCGUUCAUCUCCAACGACGACGUCGAGUUCAUGUCGACGCUCGAGAUGCACAUUCGGUCACUCAACACGUCACUCGUGGGCCGCGACCACCUGUCGUACCGCGGCUACUACGCCCCGGUCAAGGCUGUUGUCGACGGCGACUUGUGCGAGAGCUUCAACCUCCUGCCGUACCCCAAGCAGCAGGCGAUUGCUGCGGACCUGGACCGCAAUGUCGGCGAUGUGCUCAAGAAGCUCGAGCAGAUGCGCACUGGCAGUGUGUUCUAAGCCAAGCGGAGGGAUCGGCGACCGGGGAAGUGCGGGGUGGGAGAUAAGGGGCCGUGAUUAGGAGUGACGGCAAAGGGGCGAUUAGGAGGGGGCAGAUUUGCAGCGGAGAUUAGGAGCGGAGCUGUUGGUGUCUGUAGAUGACGCCAGAGUGGUCCGCGUGGUAGGGAUAGAAGCGGCGGCGGCGAGCAGCAGCCAUUAGCGCAGCCGAGGUGCAGCAAUGCAUGCAUGACACG